AGCCGCGUCCUUUAAAUACCAGGACCCCACUGUAGCUGCUGGUCUAUUUGGGAACAACUCAUCCAGAAUGUUGAAGCUAGUUUUACUUGCUGCAUUUGUCCUCUGUGGACAUUGCCAUGAUGGUGCUCAGUACAUGGAGGAUUCUGAGGAGAAUGCACGUGUAGUGGGAGGAACCAAUGCUGCCAAAAAUGCAUGGCCAUGGCAGGUAUCUCUCCAAUAUAUCUCUGGAAGCAGCUGGUACCACACCUGCGGAGGUUCCCUGAUCCGUGCUAACCGUGUCUUGACUGCUGCUCACUGCGUGGACAGGGUAGCCACCUAUCGUGUGGUGUUGGGAGAACACAACCUUAGCGCAAACGAUGGAACUGAACAGGUGAUCUCAGUGUCCGGAAUACGUAUUCAUGCUUCAUGGAAUACCAACAAUGUUGCUGCUGGUUAUGAUAUUGCCGUCCUCCAUCUGGCUGCUAGCGCAACUCUGAACAACUAUGUAAAAGUGGCUACACUACCAGCUAGUGGCGCUAUCCUGGCUAACAACUACAGCUGCAUCAUUUCUGGAUGGGGAAGAACCACCACUGGUGGAUCUCUGCCUUCCAUCCUCCAGCAGGCUCCACUGCCCGUUGUUGCACACGCAACUUGCUCUACCAGCUCCUAUUGGGGCAGCACUGUGAAGACCACCAUGGUGUGCGCUGGUGGCAAUGGAGUCCAGGCUGGUUGCAACGGUGAUUCUGGUGGACCUCUGAACUGUGCUGUCAGUGGUGUGUACCAGGUCCAUGGUGUCACUAGCUUUGUAUCUUCCGCUGGUUGCAAUGCUUACCUGAAGCCCACAGUGUUCACCAGAGUGUCUGCUUACAACUCCUGGAUCAGCAGUAACCUGUAAGAACAUCAGUCUAAGAACUAUUAAAGGAACAUAUCUGAAGACAUCCAUAAAGAUAAAAAUAUUGAAAGUUUCUGUCUAAAACCAAUUAUGUAAUAAAAUAUCCUUUUCCAUCUGCAAA
Molecule: messenger RNA, 992 nt
Organism: Rana temporaria (common frog)
Lineage: Eukaryota; Metazoa; Chordata; Amphibia; Anura; Ranidae
Product: chymotrypsin-like elastase family member 1
Exons: 8
Coding region: 68-874 (268 amino acids)
Biological process (GO): proteolysis
Molecular function (GO): serine-type endopeptidase activity
Source: RefSeq, a predicted model, not a curated record